AUGUCUGGUAACAAGGAAUCUGCUGCCUGGCCUCUGGCCGACCCUGCCCUCUCGCAGGAGAUCCUCGACCUCCUCCAGUCGGCCACCCACUACCGCCAGGCCAAGAAGGGUGCCAACGAGGUCACCAAGGCCCUGAACCGCAACACCUGCGAGAUUGCCAUCCUCGCCGCGGACGCCAACCCGCUUGCCAUCCUGCUGCACAUUCCCCUGCUGUGCGAGGACAAGAACACGCCCUACGUGUUUGUGCCGAGCAAGGUCGCUCUGGGCCGCGCUUGCGGCGUCAGCCGCGCCGUGAUUGCUGCCAGCAUCAGCACCAACGAGGCCAGCGACCUGGCUGGCCCGAUCAAGGCCCUCAAGGACAAGGUCGAGCGUCUGGCCAUCUAA
Molecule: messenger RNA, 384 nt
Organism: Sporothrix brasiliensis 5110
Lineage: Eukaryota; Fungi; Ascomycota; Sordariomycetes; Ophiostomatales; Ophiostomataceae
Product: U4/U6 small nuclear ribonucleoprotein SNU13
Exons: 2
Coding region: 1-384 (127 amino acids)
Biological process (GO): mRNA splicing, via spliceosome; maturation of SSU-rRNA
Cellular component (GO): nucleolus; U4/U6 x U5 tri-snRNP complex; small-subunit processome
Molecular function (GO): RNA binding
Source: RefSeq, a predicted model, not a curated record